AUGGACGCAGGAAAGAGCAAAGGAGGAACGAUGGGCUUGAGUUAUCCCAUGUUAACCAGAACAAACUACACAGUAUGGUCGAUGAAAAUGAAGGUCUUCAUGCAGGCACAUGGAGUCUGGGAGUCAAUAGAACCAAGCGACCUGAAGGCUGCUGUAGAAGAAAGACUGGAUAAGAUUGCUCUUGCCAUGAUCUACCAGAGUAUACCAGAAGAAAUGUUACUCUCUCUUGCAGAAAACAAGAAAGCUAAGGACGCUUCGGUGGCGUUAAAGACCAUAUGUCAAGGUGCAGAUCGAGCAAAGGCGGCCAAAGUUCAGACCCUUAAGGCUGAAUUUGAAUCCCUGAAUAUGAAAGAUGCAGACCAAUUGGAUGAUUUCUGUAUGAAGAUCAAUGGGAUUGUAACAAAUAUUCGAGCACUGAGUGAGGACAUAAAAGAAUCCUAUGUGGUGAAAAAACUGCUACGUGCAGUUCCUUCUAAAUUCUUGCAGAUAGCGUCGACCAUAAAGCAAUUUGGAAAUUUGGAAAAAAUGACGGUGGAGGAAGUGAUGGGAUCGCUUAAGGCACACGAAGAAAGAAUGAAGGGAAAUAAUGAAAACAAUGGUGGCCAGCUGUUACUCACGGAGGAGGGUUGGCUUAAAAGGGAGGAUGAAGAAAGGAAACUUUUACUUACUAAAGGGGAAUGGCAAAAACGUAUGAAUAGAGGAGGAUCAGAAGGAACAUCAAACAUAAGGAGUCGUGGCGGAAGAGAUAAGAGCAAAAUCAAAUGUUAUAACUGUAAUAUACACGGUCACUACGCUGCUGAGUGUAGAAAGUCAAAACGUACAAGGGAUGUGAAGCAAGAGGCAUUCAUGGCACAAACAGACGACGAUGAACCUGCUCUACUAUUAGCAAAACACCUACAUGACAACGAAGAAAUAAUGCUGAAUGAGGCUGGUGCCAAAACUAGCCACUGGUAA
Messenger RNA from Daucus carota subsp. sativus, 954 nucleotides. RefSeq lists its product as uncharacterized. Bases 1 to 954 code for a protein of 317 amino acids. The record is from RefSeq and is a predicted model, not a curated record. Gene Ontology annotation, molecular function: zinc ion binding; nucleic acid binding. The transcript has a single exon. Lineage: Eukaryota; Viridiplantae; Streptophyta; Magnoliopsida; Apiales; Apiaceae.